Chionomys nivalis (European snow vole) is the source of this 3016-nucleotide messenger RNA. RefSeq names its product ADAM metallopeptidase domain 11 (gene Adam11). Gene Ontology annotation, molecular function: metalloendopeptidase activity. The record is from RefSeq and is a predicted model, not a curated record. Lineage: Eukaryota; Metazoa; Chordata; Mammalia; Rodentia; Cricetidae. Bases 253 to 2589 code for a protein of 778 amino acids. The transcript has 26 exons. Gene Ontology annotation, biological process: proteolysis.
GGGCGGGCCCAAAGCUCACGUGCUCGCCGUUCGCCUCUUAACCCGGCCCUGCGGCCCCGCCAGGAUAGCCACAGCCAGAGCUCGCUGAGCCCCGCGCCACCCACCCGCGACCCCCGCCCGGCCCGCGCGCCCGCCCCUCUCGCCGCCGGCGCUGCCCGCCCCCGCCCUCCUCCCUCCCUCUUUUCCUCCCUCCCUCCCUCCCCGCGCCGCUCGCAGCCGCAGCCCCCGGACCCGGAGGAUUAUGAGCGAACCAUGAGGCGGCUGCGGCGCUGGGCGAUCGCGGCUCUCCUGCUGCUGCCGCUGCUCCCCCCACCCGGUCUUGGGGCCCUGGGUCCCAGUGGAGCUCUGCAUUGGAGGAGCUCAGCCCAAGUGGGGAGCCCAGAGAGGCCAGAGGGCCCCGAGGUCACAGAGCCCAGUCGGCUGGUAAGGGAGAGCACCGGGGGAGAGGUCCGAAAGCAGCAAGUGGACACCAGGGUCCGCCAGGAUCCUCCCAGGGGGUCGCCCGUGCACCUGGCCCAGGUGAGUUUCGUCAUUCCAGCCUUCAACUCUGACUUCAUCCUGGACCUGGAGCUAAACCACCACCUCCUGUCCUCGCAGUAUGUGGAACGCCACUUCAGCCGGGAGGGGACAACUCAGCACAGCACUGGGGCUGGAGACCACUGCUACUACCACGGGAAACUCCGAGGCAACCCAAGUUCCUUCGCUGCUCUCUCCACCUGCCAGGGGCUGCAUGGGGUCUUCUCUGAUGGAAACCUGACUUACAUCAUAGAGCCCAAGGAGAUGGCUGGGCCAUGGGGACCCCCACAGGGACCCCUUCCCCACCUCAUUUACCGGACCCCUCUCCUCCCAGCCCCCCUCGGAUGCAGGGAACCAGGCUGCCUGUUUGCCAUCCCUGGCCAGUCUGAUCCUCCCACCUGGCCCAGGCUGAGAAGGAAAAGGCAGGUCCGCAGGGGCCACCCCACGGUGCACAGCGAGACCAAGUAUGUAGAACUGAUUGUCAUCAACGACCACCAGCUGUUCGAGCAGAUGCGGCAGUCGGUGGUCCUCACCAGCAACUUCGCCAAGUCUGUUGUGAACCUGGCGGAUGUGAUAUACAAGGAGCAGCUCAACACAAGAAUUGUGCUGGUUGCCAUGGAAACGUGGGCAGAUGGAGACAAGAUCCAGGUGCAGGAUGACCUACUGGAGACCCUGGCCCGGCUUAUGGUCUACCGGCGGGAGGGUCUACCUGAGCCCAGUGAUGCCACCCACCUCUUCUCGGGUAGAACCUUCCAGAGCACCAGCAGUGGGGCAGCCUACGUGGGGGGCAUCUGCUCGCUGUCCCGGGGUGGAGGCGUGAACGAGUACGGCAACAUGGGUGCUAUGGCAGUGACCCUGGCCCAGACGCUUGGGCAGAACUUGGGCAUGAUGUGGAAUAAACACCGGAGCUCGGCAGGGGACUGCAAAUGUCCAGACAUCUGGCUGGGCUGCAUCAUGGAGGACACUGGGUUCUACUUGCCCCGCAAGUUCUCGCGCUGCAGCAUCGACGAAUACAAUCAGUUUCUGCAGGAGGGAGGCGGAAGCUGCCUGUUCAACAAGCCCCUCAAGCUCCUGGACCCUCCCGAAUGUGGGAACGGCUUCGUGGAAGCUGGGGAGGAAUGCGACUGUGGUUCGGUGCAGGAAUGCAGCCGGGCGGGUGGCAACUGCUGCAAGAAGUGCACCCUGACUCACGACGCCAUGUGCAGCGAUGGGCUCUGCUGUCGCCGCUGCAAGUACGAGCCACGAGGUGUCUCCUGUCGAGAAGCGGUGAAUGAGUGUGACAUCGCAGAGACCUGCACCGGCGACUCAAGCCAGUGUCCCCCUAACCUUCACAAGCUGGACGGCUACUACUGUGAUCAUGAACAGGGCCGUUGCUAUGGAGGCCGCUGUAAAACCCGGGACCGGCAGUGCCAAGCCCUUUGGGGCCAUGCGGCUGCAGAUCGUUUCUGCUAUGAGAAGCUGAACGUGGAGGGGACGGAGCGUGGGAACUGUGGGCGCAAGGGAUCCGGCUGGGUCCAGUGCAAUAAGCAGGAUGUGCUCUGUGGCUUCCUUCUCUGCGUCAACAUCUCUGGAGCUCCUCGGCUAGGGGACCUGGGGGGAGACAUCAGCAGCGUCACCUUCUACCACCAGGGCAAGGAGCUGGACUGCAGGGGCGGUCACGUACAGCUAGCCGAUGGCUCAGACCUGAGCUACGUAGAGGACGGCACAGCCUGCGGGCCCAACAUGCUGUGCCUUGAUCAUCGCUGCCUGCCAGCCUCUGCCUUCAACUUCAGCACCUGCCCGGGCAGCGGGGAACGGCGCAUCUGCUCCCACCAUGGGGUUUGCAGCAACGAAGGGAAGUGCAUUUGUCAGGCAGACUGGACGGGCAAAGACUGCAGUAUCCACAACCCCCUACCCACAUCCCCUCCAACCGGGGAGACCGAGAGAUACAAAGGUCCCAGCGGCACCAACAUCAUCAUCGGCUCCAUCGCCGGGGCUGUCCUGGUUGCAGCCAUCGUCCUGGGCGGCACGGGCUGGGGAUUUAAAAACAUCCGUCGCGGAAGGUACGACCCGACCCAGCAGGGGGCAGUGUGAUGCCGGCCACGUCAUCCCUUCCGCUGUCCUUGUCUCCAUUUCAUUCGUCCCCUUGCAUUCUGUUGACCUGGAGCUGGGAUGGUCCGAGUCCCGCAGCCAGGAGGGCAGCCUGCGCCCCGGCCCUUCCUCCUGCCCACCCGCCUGUUGGGGCCCUGGUCCACCUUCGGCUAUCCUUUCUACAGCCAGGUCCCAUGGCUGGGUGGGCGCUGGAACUGUGCCCCCGCCACCCCUGCCCCUAGGAGGGGGUCUCCCUCUGCGUCCUGUCCCAUCUGUUUUGUCUACCAUGCCACCGCUGUCUGACCUCUGCAGACCCCCUCCUGGCCAGCCUGUGACUUGAUGCCUCCAGGACCUCUGGGGAGGAGGGGGGGCAUCUGGAGGGCUCUCCCUCAGGGCCCAGCCUCCUGUACUCUCCUGAUGCCCUCUCUCC